CAAAAAGAUUAACCAAACCUUAACCACCACCUCUUAUCAUUCUAUCUCACAUAUCAUAUCCUACUUUCCAACACAACCUCAAAGAAAAACAGCUCACCACAAUCAACAAACAUGUGUCCCAUGAGAUUUCUGCUGGUGUUUUUAUCGGCCAUUUUAGCUGGUUACAUGGCCUGGAAGUCGGUUCGAACCUCAUCCGAAACCGAUAACAAUGUUUUCGAUGAUGAUUCGUCCAUUCACAAACAAGAAUGUAACAUCAUCAAGAUGGCUCAAAAUGGAUUUUGGGGAUUUGUAGACAUGGCUAGUGGAAAGUAUCUAUGGAGGAACCUAAACCAGAUUAAGCAAGAUGAGAAAACGAAAAGUUCUUAAAACCAUUGAUCCUUGGGUUUGACUAAAAGUCAAACCUUAUCGCGAUCUUAGUUUUCAUGUAUCAGCAAUGUCAAACCACUUCUUUUAUAUGUACCGUCAAUGUUUAACUGUACAGAUCUUCAUAUUUAUGUAAACAUGGUGUUAAUGCCAUCUCAAGAGUUAAGAUAA
This is a messenger RNA of Helianthus annuus (common sunflower), 534 nucleotides long. RefSeq lists its product as uncharacterized. NCBI's taxonomy places the organism in Eukaryota, Viridiplantae, Streptophyta, Magnoliopsida, Asterales, Asteraceae. The coding region runs from base 112 to 366 and encodes 84 amino acids. The transcript is spliced from 2 exons. The record is from RefSeq and is a predicted model, not a curated record.